This is a messenger RNA of Vicia faba (fava bean), 1674 nucleotides long. NCBI's taxonomy places the organism in Eukaryota, Viridiplantae, Streptophyta, Magnoliopsida, Fabales, Fabaceae. The record is from the annotation of a GenBank genome assembly.
AUGAACAACAAUUGGCUUUCUUUCCCUCUCUCACCUUCUAAUUCUUCCUUACCUUCAAAUGAUCUUCAAGCAACUCAAUAUCAUCACUUUCCUCUUGGAUUAGUCAAUGAAAACAUGGAAAACCCUUUUCAAAAUCAUGAUUGGAAUCUGAUGAACAACCAUAGCAACAAUGAAGUACCAAAAGUUGCAGAUUUUCUUGGUGUGUGCAAGUCUGAAAAUAACUCAGAUCUUGCUGCAACUGAUGGAAUUCAAUCAAAUGAUUCAGAUAACUAUAUGUUUACAAAUAGCAAUAGUCUCAUGCCAAUGCAAAACCAAAUGAUAACAACUUGCACCAAUGAGUAUCAAGAAAAGGGUAAUAACAGUAACUUGCAAUCUUUGACAUUAUCCAUGGGCAGUGGUAAGGAUUCAACAUGUGAAACUAGUGCCAGUGGUGACAACAAUAGUACAAACACCGUUGAAGCAGCGGUUCCUAAAAGAACUUCAGAAACCUUUGGUCAAAGAACUUCAAUAUAUCGCGGUGUAACUAAACACAGAUGGACUGGAAGGUAUGAAGCUCACCUUUGGGAUAACAGCUGUAGAAGGGAAGGACAAUCAAGAAAAGGUCGUCAAGGUGGAUAUGAUAAAGAAGAGAAAGCUGCUAGGUCUUAUGAUUUAGCUGCACUUAAGUAUUGGGGGACAUCCACCACUACUAACUUUCCUGUUAGUAACUAUGAGAAGGAAAUAGAUGAAAUGAAGCACAUGACAAGACAAGAAUUUGUAGCCUCUAUUAGAAGGAAAAGCAGUGGUUUCUCAAGGGGUGCUUCAAUGUACCGUGGAGUUACAAGGCAUCACCAACAUGGAAGAUGGCAAGCAAGGAUUGGCAGAGUAGCCGGAAACAAAGAUCUUUACUUGGGAACUUUCAGCACAGAAGAAGAGGCUGCAGAAGCAUACGACAUAGCAGCAAUAAAAUUCAGAGGACUCAAUGCUGUAACUAACUUCGACAUGACUCGUUACGACGUGAAAGCCAUUCUUGAAAGCAACACACUUCCUAUUGGAGGAGGUGCUGCAAAAAGACUGAAAGAAGCACAAGCUCUAGAAACCUCUAGAAAACGUGAAGAGAUGAUGGCACUCACCUCAUCAUCUUUUCAAUAUGGAGCAUCAAGCUCUACUAACACAAGGCUUCAACCUUACCCUCUCACUUAUCAUUAUCCAUUUGAACAACAACCUCAACCUCAACCUCAACCUUUGUUAACCUUACAAAACAACCAUGAAAACAUGUCUCAAUUCUCUCAACACCAAGGUGGAGGUUAUUUCCAAACACAGCUGGAGUUGCACCAACAACAAAACCAACCAACGUCUCAGAAUAAUAAUAUUGGUUCGUUCUACAAUGGUUAUUUUCAGAGUCAUCAUCCUGGUUUGUUUCAGAUGAAUAACAUGGGGUCUUCUUCUUCAUCUUCUGUGAUGGGAAAUAAUGUUAGUGGUGGGUCUGGGAUUUACAGUAAUAGUGGAGGGUUGAUGGGUAAUAAUAAUGCUGCGGGAACUGUGGAGGAAUUUGUUCCGGUUAAGGUUGAUUAUGACAUGCCUGAUGGAAGUGGUGGUUUUGGUGGCUGGUCGGCUGCCGGAGAGAACAUGCAGGCAUCAGCUACGGCUGAUUUGUUUACCAUGUGGAAUGACUAUGAAACAAGAGAGAAUUAG